AUGCUUACAACUCGGCUCUUCCAGCCGAGUCUCAUUAUAGAAAGGCGAAAUCGCGUAACGGAUAUUGCAGCUGGGCGCAAGUUCACCCGAGCCCCGACACUACCCCAACAGCAAUCUGAUAAGGCCCCUGCAGCCUCAACCAAGCAGCGGCCGCAAUCCUCCGCGGACAGGUCCGGGGUGCACUGCACCAGCGCAAAGAUUGACCGGAAAUCGGGCCCGCUCGCGUUCCCGGCCGCCGCUUUCCACCGGGCCCCGCCCGAGGCCGCCACGGCCCGAAGGCCGUCAAGAAGGGCCCGAAGAUCCGAAACGAACUUGUCGGGGCUCGUGGCGUUCUGA
This is a messenger RNA of Striga asiatica, 336 nucleotides long. NCBI's taxonomy places the organism in Eukaryota, Viridiplantae, Streptophyta, Magnoliopsida, Lamiales, Orobanchaceae. The record is from the annotation of a GenBank genome assembly.